Messenger RNA from Gracilinanus agilis (Agile Gracile Mouse Opossum), 2322 nucleotides. It is a transcript of the gene PROSER3, whose product is annotated as proline and serine rich 3. The record is from RefSeq and is a predicted model, not a curated record. The transcript is spliced from 11 exons. Lineage: Eukaryota; Metazoa; Chordata; Mammalia; Didelphimorphia; Didelphidae. Bases 117 to 2294 code for a protein of 725 amino acids.
CGCCCCAGUGCUUCUGGCAAGGGGGGCGUGUCUGAGGCGGCGUUGCUUAGUGACAGGCAGCGCUGGCUUCGGGGAAGGAGAAGGGAAAGGAGAUUCGAGGAGGUGUCGGCGGAGGCAUGGACCAUAGCCUGGCCGUGUUUUCCUUCCGGGGCAGCCCCUGCAAGGCUACGCCUCCGAGUAGGCGGAGUUACUAUCACCCGUCCCCGUUGCUAGAGCGAGGCCGAAGACGCGGAGGCGGGGCCUUUACCACGGUCCUAAGCCCAUCACAACCUCAUCAACCCAGCCCCCUACCCUCUCCUCCAACUCCCACGUCCCCAGACUUUGAUGAGUCAUGGCCCUCAACAAGUCUCUCACCCCCAUCUCUUACCCCUGAAGGACAGACAGACCAAUCAGGAGACUCGGUGGUUGCCAAGUACAUGGCUCGGUUCCGGCAGGCUCAGCCCACCAGCCGCCAGGAGCGACAGUCAGCAGGUCCCACAGCUGCCGACUUCUGGUGGCUGAAACCCUCACCUGUGGGCCACCCUGAUUCCUCAGCAGGUGAGGAGGCCAAAAGAAAGGACCUUUGCCCAGCCAGCCCAGGCCAGACCCUGCCACAGAGGGGAAGAACACUGAGGAUGGACACUAUCAUAUCAGGGACUCACCAGGGCCAUAUUUCUCCUUUGGAAGCCUCAGAGACAGCUGCAUUGGACCUCGAGACCCUCAGUCUCCAGGACAGGGCAGUCCAGCUUCUCCUUCGGAGUGAGAUUUCAUCCUGCAGCAGCAGCAGCAGCAGCAGUCAAGUGGCCUCCGUCCAAGUCAGCUCAGAGGGCCUCUCCUCCCCACCGUCACCCUCCCACCCUGACCCUGGACAAGGCCCAAGCCUCACCAGGGGCCCAGCCCCAUUGACGAGGCUUCAGGGCCCACCCCCAUCUGUGGCCCGACCAGAGGAGGACAUCCUCUUCCAGUGGCGUCUCCGGAGGAAGCUCGAGCUGGCCCAAGAGGAGUGUGUAGAUGGGUCCAAGACACAUUCCUGGCCCCCCAGCAGGGCCCCGGUCCCCAUGGCCAGGACCCAUGGUCAGCCUAAGCCUCAGCAGCUAGAUGCCCUGCAGCCUGCCCUGGCCGACCAGCUAAAUCCUCUGGUCACCCCCAGCCACCUCCAACCAAGUCCCCCAGCCCCUCUCAGUAGCCCCCAUCCAAGCCCCGCACAGUCCGUUUAUGUAUCCAAGCAAAGUCCCCCAGUUCCCUUCUUUGGGCCUCAGCAGGGCCCCUCAGUCCCCCUCUGUGGGCUCCAGCAGGGCCCCUCAGUCCCCCUCUGUGGGCUCCAGCAGGGCCCUUCAGUCCCCCUCUGUGGGCUCCAGCAGGGCCCUUCAGUCCCCCUCUGUGGGCUCCAGCAGGGCCCUUCAGUCCCCCUCUGUGGACCCCAGAAAAGCUCCUUGGUCCCUCUCUGUGGGCCUCAGCAGGGCCCCUCAGUCCCCCUCUGUGGGCUCCAUCAGGGCCCCUCAGCCCCCCUCUGUGGGCCCCAGAAAAGCUCCUCAGUCCCUCUCUGUGGGCCUCAGCAGGGCCCCUCAGCCCCCCUCUGUGGGCUCCAGCAGGGCCCUUCAGUCCCCCUCUGUGGGCUCCAUCAGGGCCCCUCAGCCCCCCUCUGUGGGCCUCAGCAGAGCCCUGCUGUUCUCUGUCCACGAGAAGUAAACCCCUCAGUUUCCCUUGGUAGUCCCCAGCCAUGCCCCCUGCCCUCAGUCCCAGAUUCCCUCACUACUUGUCUGAGUCCUUUCCAUCUCCACUCUGGCUCCCCAGAAAGGGGUUGCAAACAAUCCCAGGCUGGAGCCCCUCUUCUAGGAUCUAGGGGCCCCUCGGAGUCUAAGAGACAGGACCGCAAGCCUAGAAAGGCCCGGAACCUACACUCUAAGAACCAGGCUCCCAUGCCAGAGCCAGAGCCAGGACCAUUGCUGAGAGGGACCCUAGAGCAGGUGGUGGUUGCUCAUCUCUUCCCAGAACCCUCUGAAGACAGCCCCUCGCCCUCGGAGGCCCCCCCUUCUCCCACCGAGGCCCCCCACUCCCCCACUGAGACUCCACCACCCCAGGAGCUGCUAGCUUUGGCUUCUGGGUUACUGGAAGCUGCAGAAGACUCGGAUGGGACAGAAUUUGAAGAGGAUGCCCUGCUGCAGGUGCUUCGGGCCAGACGUGCGGAGCUAAGACUGUGCUUGAGGGAGGUUGACAAGCGUCUGUCCCAGCACAUGGACCUGGAGAACUUGGCUUCCGGCUCCCAGCCAGCCAGAAUGUUGGGGCUCUCCCAAGGACUCCUCCAACGGAUUUAGGAUUAAGCAAUAAAUGUUCAAUAAAUUG